AUGGGGAGGGGAACGAAGCUGGAGAUCUUUGGGGCACAGGCCGUCUUCCCUGCGGGUGGAAGAUGUGACAGGCAGGACCAGCUGGACCGGCCCCCAGCCUCUGGCAGGCGCACCACAGGCUCGCUGGGCUGGAGAACUUUGCGAAGCGCCCCAAACGGCUCCCAGCUUCCACUCUCAGCCAUUUCUCUCCUUAGCUCACAAAGAGCAGGGACGGAGCAAACCGUCGCCACCUGCAGCCAGAUCCCGGGGCGCUGCUUUCUGGCACCCGGCAGGGGAAGGCAGGCCAAUGGCAAGAGGGCAGAGGUUCACACCCCCACCCCCAAACCUCUCAGCGCCUGGGUGCCCAGAGGUAGCUCCACAGCCGAGGGAACCGACGCCCCCAGGCCCGCUGCCUGCUCCCCCACGGCCCCGGCCCCACCCCCAAUCCUUCCGGCGCCCCAGCGCCCACCCACCCGGGCGCGGGAGUGGGAGGGUGCCGCGUGGGCAGCCGGAGCAACAGGCGUGGGAGCAGCGCUCCUCGCACUUGCUGGCUCCGGAAGGCUCGGUCGCUUCCCUCUUACCUGCGCCGAAGCCAGCCCCAGGCCCCGCGCCCCGCGCGUGCGAGGAAGCUGCGGCCGGGGGCCGCCGAGGCGCAGAGCGCCCAGCAGCGCGGGGAAGCGCCCAGCAGCCGCCGCUCGGGCGGCUCCUCCUCGCCGGCGAAGUCUCGCUCGUCCCUCCCUCACUCGUGAGGUGAAGCUGGUCGCCGCGCAAGCUUCCAGGCUGACCCUGGACUGUCAGCUGCGUGUGUCAAAGCUGGAAAGGUCUCAGAGGGGUCAAACUGCCUUUACCUUCACGGAAGAGCCGCUAUCCUCCAGGAGUGAGAGAGGUCAUGACCAGACAGCCAGGAUUUGCUCCAGUCCUCUACCACGAGUGUCCAGAAUUAAGACUGAGGAUUUGGGAAUGUGAACUCUCACUUCCCUAUCUUCCCAGAGACGGCCCAGGCCUUCAGACCUUUCCAGAAGCCCAAAGAUCCCUAUUGCUUAGUACUUCGACCCAGGAUGGGAAGUGGGAGAUGGACGGGCGUCCAUGGGGCUUAGUGUCCAGCCAGGAGUCCCAUGGUCACCAGAGCCGCACGUGUAGAGCACAGCUCGGGCUGCUGAGCCAAGCGGUCUCCGGCUUUCCCUGUGUCUCUUAGCCUGGGUGCUGGGAAUCCCGGGGCCUGGAGAUCGCGAAGCAGGCAGCUUCAUGCCUCUGCGGGAACCUGAACACUCUGGCUUCAGAGAUUGCAGUUCUGAAAUGUGGAGAGGUGUAUGCUGAGACACAAAUGGAGAGAAAUGCAAAAUGUGCGGAAGGGUGAGGGUGUACUUGGCAGGGCAUGUCUUUAACUGUGACUGGAAAAAGACCUUCCUGAGUCCAGAACAGGGUUUCUGGCUUGUGGCAAACCGAACCCGCCCCCGAAGCACAGGGUGAGGACUAGUUUUUGAGGUCUCAGCUACUCUGGGCCUCUAGGAGCUUGUCGCUUCUAUAGGCUCACUUACCCUAACCAAGGCUUCCUUAAAUGUGCCAGUCUGAAAGGUGCACAAUUGGCCCUUCAAGAGGUGGGCGUGGACCCCAUUAGCAUUUGCCAAGAGUCCUAGAACCCUGUGGGAUUUGCAUACUAAUUUGCAUACAGUAAUAAUGAUUAACAACACUGCCACUCCCUGGCCAACCCAGGAAGAAUUCAGGGAAGGCCCUGGCAGGGAUUCUCCCUCCCUCCUCUCCUUGGGGAAGAGUUUUUGAUGUUGGGUUUUGUUUUAGACUUUUAAUUAAUUUUUUUACAGUUGCUGUAACCCCUAAGAGAAGAUACCCUGUCUCUGGGUGGUCUGGCCCCAAUAGGGACACUUCCUUUGGUCCUCCAUCUCCUGCUCAACUUGGGGCGGGGGAAAUUCAAGUUUUUAUUUCUGCCUAGGUUAGGAUUUCCUGAACAUUCUUGCCAUUGUUCUGCAGUGUGACCAUAGUUCAGGGAUCAAGUCUCCCAAACUGUCAGGGACCAAAUGGUCACCUGGGACACCAGCAGACUCUUGGAGUGGUCUAUUAAUGAGACACGUUGUGCCCUGCCUCCGGGGCUUUGUAAGCCCUACUUGAAGCCAGGACACUCAUUCAGACACCCUGCCCCAGUCCCUCCAAUCCUGUCCCUUGAUGCUCAGACUUGGUAGUUAGUCUAAGUGAAGUGUCUGUGAACCGCUCUCCUUUUUGCCUCCAAUAUCGGGAGAAAAGUAAGAGAGACUUGGAUUUCUAGUUCAGGCCAGCGUGGAUUUUGUUUACAGACGAUAAGGAAAAUGGACCAAGUAAGAGGAGAAAGGAGGUACCUGGAUCCAAGACAUUGUCUGGAAGAGACACUAUCCAGGAGACACUGGCACUCACUUACCCUCCAUCCCUUCCUGGAAUCUCCCAGGCUUUGCCUGUUGGCUCCUUCCCCCUCUGCCUCUGGCCCAGCCUGGCCGGGAUUUUUCAUUUGCUUUUCCCCCAUGACACGGCCGCUUUUCCUUUAACUCUCGGCUUCUAUUUAAAAAGCUAAUUUGGGAGCUUGUCGAUGCUCCCAAUUCAGACAUUUUAAAUAGGAACUGAAAGUCAGGAGCUGCCAGGGCACUAGGUUUCCUCCUCUCACCACUGGCACUGCUGAAGUGUUGGUUCAGUCACUCUGGCCCCAGUGUGUGUGUGUGUGUGUGUGUGUGUGUGUGUGUGUGUGUGUGUGAGAAUGCCCUGCAAGCUCAGGGUGUAUUUCAGGUUAUCUUUUCUAUUUAAAGACAAUGCUCCUAUGGAAGACUCUGAGUGUGUGUGUGUGUGUGUGUGUGUGUGUGUGUGUGUGUGUGUGUGUGUGUGUGUCCUUUCCAAGCUGUGCACACAUGAGGAUUCUUCGCUAGUCCUGAGCCUCUGGCCACUAUUUGCAGAGCUUGUCACCAUGUGGACUGGGAGAGGAGAGCAGCGUAGCUCAGAGUCCGCUUUGUCUUGGCUGACAUGCCAGGCUGGUGUUGUCUGGGCAGCUCUUUGCAGCUUGUCUGAGCUUCCUAAAGGGUCGCUCUCACCCCCAUUCCUUGUGGCUGUCCUACUUCGGUUCUUUGACCCAUGCUGGGCAAACAUUUCGGAGUUGGGACUCUUCUGAGGGUUGCAAGCUUUCUACA
Messenger RNA from Peromyscus leucopus (white-footed mouse), 3140 nucleotides. Its product is annotated as translation initiation factor IF-2-like. The record is from RefSeq and is a predicted model, not a curated record. NCBI's taxonomy places the organism in Eukaryota, Metazoa, Chordata, Mammalia, Rodentia, Cricetidae. The transcript is spliced from 3 exons. Bases 1 to 945 code for a protein of 314 amino acids.